This is a messenger RNA of Suillus fuscotomentosus, 639 nucleotides long. RefSeq lists its product as uncharacterized. Bases 1 to 639 code for a protein of 212 amino acids. The record is from RefSeq and is a predicted model, not a curated record. NCBI's taxonomy places the organism in Eukaryota, Fungi, Basidiomycota, Agaricomycetes, Boletales, Suillaceae. The transcript has 2 exons.
AUGCCUCCUCAUGCCAUCGCCAGUCCUAAGAAGAAACGAUCUGGCAAGCGCAAAGGAUCCGAUGCUUCAAAGGCCGGCUUGCCAAAGAAGUCUCGGGCUGCAGACAUUGCUGAGGUACCCAGCACGGUACCCCUCGUGUCCCUUGGCCUGACUGGAGCAGAAGCGGAACAAAAUGCUCCCCGGCAUUCUGGUCGCCCUAAUGCGGGAACUGGAGGUAGGAAUGCACAACUGGAGAAGAUUGGAUCAGUAUUGCAAUCCAAGCCUCGGACUCAAGAACGUAAGGGUACAACGUCCCUUGGUCUCAAUGUUCCAGUCAAUCCUCAAGCCCCAGAACCGCGUCGUAGAGGUCGAAAGAAUCAUUCAAAGGCAGUUCCUCCACCCUACAGCUCACUCGUUAGGGAUGCUCCAGAUGCCCCAGCCAAGGACAUUAUCGCCACAGGGCCCAGCUUUACAUCCCAGCAACCUGGUGGAAGGUUUGGAUUUGUUGCUCCAACAGAAAUAGCUCAUUCCGGUACUGCCCAGCCCAAUAUUCAGGCAUUGCACAACCCGCAUGUCACCAUUGGGGCGAAGGACGCUGAGCAGCGCACUCGGGACGCCAUUGCCGAGCAACGAGCUCGAGAUGCCAUUGCCGAGCAAUGA